AAGAUGAUAAUAUUCUAUAGUAUAAAACGAAUACAAUGAAUCUGCGACGCCAUUUUCGAGUCAGAACUCAAUCAGCGACUUGUAAAAUGGUCUCUAAAGCUCUUUUCUUGCUAAGCGUCCAGACGCUCCUAAUCAAGUGCGCGCUGAGCCAAUGUUUUGGCCGUGGAUUCUACGGCGCUGGACUGGGCAGCCCUUACGGUUUCGGAUUUGGAGGUUAUGAUGGUUGGGGCUACGGUGGGUGGGGAUACGGAGGUUACCCGGCUGCCGGAUGGGCCGGUGGAUGGGGUGCAGGCCUGGGCUUCGGUGGCUGGGGCUUGGGUGGUUGCGGCGGAUACGGUGGUUUCGGGGGUUUUGGUGGCAUUGGUCCCGGAAUCGCUCCAGCUACUGGUCUUGCUGGAUCCUUCGGCGGUGGUCUAGCCGUCACUAGUGCUUCUCCUAUCGCCCCCACUGGCCUCGUUGUAACCUCGGAGAACGCGAUCGAAGGUGCUGUCGCUGUUGCUGGCAACCUUCCAUUCUUGGGUGCUGUUGCUACUGAUGGUGCCUUCCCUAGUGCCGGCGCUGGUGCUGUGGCUUACGGCUGUGGAGACGGCGCUGUUGGCAUUGCUGCCGAGGCCCCUGUGGCGGGUUUCGUCGGCCCUGCCAUCGGGUACGCGGGAGGAUGCGGCUGCGGUGUUUACUAAUCUUCGAUUCAACCUGGCGAUUUAAUCUCAAAAGAACAUCCGUUUCGGCAAUUUUGUGAAAAAUAUAAUUGGCUGUAAAUGUGUAUUCAAAAAAUUAUAUUGUCACCUUUUGAGAAUAAAGUUGUGAACAUUGAUCAAAUUCAAAAUGCGUCUGUGAUUUUUGUUGUAAGUAAUAAAUACAAUGGAUUGUCUCUCUUAAAUUUAGUUACAAACAUAACUGUUUAAAUGUAAUAUAUGGAAUAAUAAAUUCAUCACAAAGCA
This is a messenger RNA of Manduca sexta (tobacco hornworm), 941 nucleotides long. RefSeq names its product chorion class B protein B.L1. The coding region runs from base 36 to 680 and encodes 214 amino acids. Gene Ontology annotation, molecular function: structural constituent of egg chorion. The record is from RefSeq and is a predicted model, not a curated record. Gene Ontology annotation, cellular component: egg chorion. The transcript is spliced from 2 exons. Gene Ontology annotation, biological process: multicellular organism development; chorion-containing eggshell formation. Lineage: Eukaryota; Metazoa; Arthropoda; Insecta; Lepidoptera; Sphingidae.